CUGGGAGAUGUAUAAAAUGCGCGUCUUCCCCCGAGGACAGAAUAGCUACCCAGACACCCUCACAGUUCUGAUUGUCCUUGCAAGAUAGCCUCAACCCAACGGAACAAAGCUUUCACGGAGCCCUUCCACCUCAGUCACCAUGCAUCUUUCUAUGAAGACUCUCUUUGCUUCUCUCCUCGGAGCCACCGUUCUCGCAAGCCCUCUUCCUAGUAAUGCCCUGGUUGAGAGAAACGCUCCUCUGAACGAGUUCCUCAGCAUCCUUCUGUCUCAUCUGCCUGCCAUCAAUGGCUCUAUCACCGCGGUGUCGGGUCUGAUCACCGACUUUGAUCAAGUGCUCGCCGAUCUCACCGGUGCUCAAACCACCCAGAAUCAAUAUAUUGGGGUCUGCACGGAGUACACCGUCCUCUUCGCCCGCGGAACCAGUGAGCCCGGAAACGUAAGUCUACUUGUCCUCCGUAGUGGUUCCGUUUUUAAUCUAGCGCAGGUCGGUGUCCUUGUUGGACCUCCUCUAUAUGAGGCGUUUGAGGAAGCCGUGGGUUCGCGCGCCUUGACCUUCCAGGGUGUCAACGGCUAUUCCGCAUCUGUCGAGAGUUAUCUGGCUGGUGGUGACGCCGCCGGUAGCAAGUCAAUGGCAUCCGACGCCACCGAGAUUCUCACAAAGUGUCCCGACACCAAGCUCAUCAUGAGCGGUUACUCCCAGGGCUGUCAGGUUGUUCACAACGCCGUUGAGCAGCUCCCUGCCGAAAUCGCCAGCAAGAUCAGCAGCGUCCUCCUCUUCGGUGACCCAUAUGAGGGCAAGCCUUUCCCCAACGUUGACGCUUCCCGCGUGAAAACCGUGUGUCACGCCGGAGACACCAUUUGCAAUAACAGCAUUAUUAUCCUGCCUGCCCACUUGACCUACGCCGUUAAUGUGGCUGAGGCGGCUGCCUUCGCGAUCGCGACUGCGAACCGCUAAUUUAAGAUAAGGGCUACAUGUUCACCGUGAAGUUUGUUUCCGUCCGGGUUUUGGCCUUCCCUAAGAUCCGUUCGCUGCAUCGAACAUACCGAUCCGU
Molecule: messenger RNA, 1052 nt
Organism: Aspergillus pseudonomiae
Lineage: Eukaryota; Fungi; Ascomycota; Eurotiomycetes; Eurotiales; Aspergillaceae
Product: cutinase family protein
Exons: 3
Coding region: 140-955 (271 amino acids)
Biological process (GO): carbohydrate catabolic process
Cellular component (GO): extracellular region
Molecular function (GO): cutinase activity
Source: RefSeq, a predicted model, not a curated record